Messenger RNA from Cyprinodon variegatus (sheepshead minnow), 1936 nucleotides. Its product is annotated as ras-related protein Rab-1A-like. Bases 450 to 827 code for a protein of 125 amino acids. Lineage: Eukaryota; Metazoa; Chordata; Actinopteri; Cyprinodontiformes; Cyprinodontidae. Gene Ontology annotation, molecular function: GTP binding; GTPase activity. The record is from RefSeq and is a predicted model, not a curated record. The transcript has 4 exons.
AGACAACACGGUAAUAACACGCAGACAGCGCGUGAAACACCUGUUAUUCACGUGUUGUCUACGUGUCACAAACCAGGAGAACAGUAAUAGAACCAUUUAGCUUCCAUAAAGCUACAGCUAGCAGACGAGCUUUAGCUCAAAAAGCGCAUUUCAUCCCAGAGUGACACAUCACCUUUCGUCACUUCCGGACCUGCGCAGUUGUCUCAAACCUCUACCGAGCAGCGAACAGAGAACCAGCUGGAAAAAACGAUAAAACAGGCAGAAUAAGAGACGGUUUCUGAAAUAUGUUCGCUUAAAAGACACUUUGAAGGUAGAAAACCCGGAGGAGAGCAGCUCAGACGGCUGGAAAGCAUCGCAGAGCCUCAGGAACCGUCCAGGCAUCGGCUCGGUCUGCCGUAGAGGGAAGGAAGAGUCAGUUCGGCCAAAGAGACGCAGCGCAGCAAGAAACCAUGAACCCUGAGUACGACUAUCUGUUCAAGCUGCUCCUGAUCGGAGACUCUGGGGUGGGAAAAUCCUGUCUGCUGCUCCGCUUCGCUGAUGACACCUACACAGAGAGCUACAUCAGCACCAUCGGGGUGGACUUUAAGAUCCGCACCAUCGAGCUGGACAGCAAGACCAUCAAGCUGCAGAUUGAGUUUGCCGACUCUCUGGCCAUCCCUUUCCUGGAGACCAGUGCCAAGAACGCCACCAACGUGGAGCAGGCUUUCAUGACCAUGGCGGCUGAGAUCAAGAAGCGCAUGGGCCCCGGGGCCACGGCCAGCGGGGACAAGCCCAACCUAAAGAUCGAGAGCACCCCAGUGAGGCAGUCUGGAGGGGGCUGCUGUUAAGGGACCCCCAGUCCUCCCAUCACGGUUUUAUCCCCGCCCCUUACCCCCCACCCCCAGCUUGCUCUUUUCUCCCUCCUGGAAAAACGGUAGAAGGUUUCUUUAGUCGGUCGGCGAGUCGUCAGACGGUGGAGAGGUUCUACCCAGAAUCCUUUAGGGGCGGCGUCCUGCAUGCGACUGAUGAUCCUGGUUCAACGCCACAACGAUAAAAAGCGUUGGACGGGAGAAAAGGAUCCAUGUUGUUAAAGACGGCGUUCUCUAGAACCGUUAGCAGUUAUGACCAAACCUUUCUUCUCUUCUUCCAUCCUGUCUUUUUUUUUUUUUUUUGGUCCUGGAAGUCUCCGCUGCUAACAUAUUUAGCCUCCCUCCUGUUAGCCUCCAGAUGAAGCUCUCUCAGGCUAACUCCGCCACCGCGCCUCCUUAACUUCCUGUUAGCCUUCAGUUCUCACCUUCAGCUCCAUCAAUCGGAGACUUCCACAACUUUAGAAAGCUCCUAGCCAAACCUCGGCGGGAAAAAGGUGGAACCGAUGAGUUUCCUCCGGGCUGAUUCUGCCUUAGCGGCAUUUUUACGCGUUUGUAGGAGCUGCGAUCUAGCUGCUAGCCGUCCCGCUCUGACAUCUCUUUCCAUUAAGACACUAAAUACUUCCAUCAUCAGCAGGUGGCGCUAAUCCCCGUCCACGAUAUCGUCAUUACAGCGAGCUAGAAGCCUUUAGCAUUAGCUUGAUUUUCUUCGGGGUUUCGGUGAUAUUUUACGCUAACCUACAAACGAAGGGAAGAGACGCCAGCGUCCUAGCUAGCCCCCAACCAUCCAACAUCCUGUAGCUUGAGCUUCGCCUUUAGCAUCAUGAGCACUAGCUAAUGUUUGUUAGCCGCAUGGUGGACAUCCAGAACAGCCUUCUUUUUUUUUUUUCAUCUGCAGCCUUAAAACUUUAUGAGAAAAAAAAUGACACACUCCAUCUGUAAAAUUAUGGAGAUAGAUUGGAGCCAUAAAUUUGUUUUUUUUACUAAAAAUAAAUGUUGAAACUAAAAAAUAAAUUUGAAUCCCAAAAAAAAUCGAAAAUAAUGUGAAGUUGAAAAGGAAAUUUUUGAAACUACUUUUCAGUUUUGUUUUU